Molecule: messenger RNA, 288 nt
Organism: Anisakis simplex (herring worm)
Lineage: Eukaryota; Metazoa; Nematoda; Chromadorea; Rhabditida; Anisakidae
Source: the annotation of a GenBank genome assembly
AUGAAUUUGAUAUUUCCAGGAGAGGAGAAGACCGNGUCUCGAGAAGAGAUUUCGCCGUUCUUGGCACCAACCCAUAACACAAGCGAUCUGACGCCUCCACCAUCCUUUCUUUCUGUUUCGGCAUCCGAAUUCCUCCUUCCGAUAAGAUCCAAAGCUUAUCCUGAUUGUGAGGAAAUUGUCAAACCGAUGUCAAAUAUCAUCCCGAAUCUCGCUGGGAAGACUUUCCGGGACAUAUUUCCUGAAGCUGAUGAAAGUGCUAACUUCUACUCUGUUUCACCUCGAAGCUAA